AUGGCCAAAUCGGUCGACUAUGAGCAGUUCAAAGGAAAACCAUUUCAAGUCAUCUCCAAACUAGGAGUGAGAUACACAGGCAUCUUUGAAAGUAUCUCGCAACAAGACCAAACUAUUUGUUUGGCUGAGGUAUACAACCAUGGUACAGAAGAUCGACCGACGGCAAGGAAGAUACCUGCCAGACCCACAUCUCUAGGUUGGGUACUUUUCCACACCGAAUCCAUUGAAUCUCUCGCUAUAAUCAACGACCAUGUCCCUCCAGGCGCGCCCCAUGAGGAUCCCAUCAUAGCAGCCGUUGGUACUAAAGCACCUCCGGCAGCCUUCUCGGCUCCAGCCCCGCAACCACAAACUCAGUCUCUCCCUCAACCCCCACUUCCACCUAUAAGUCAACCACAGUAUCAGCCUCUGCCUCGGCCACAACAUCAACCCAGCCCUCCACCUCCUCAGUUACCUGUUCAUCAGGUCUCGUCGCGGUCAAGUUCUCAAUCCGGAAGGUCCAGCCCACGCAUCAGGCACGAACUCCCUGCUCGACCCGACUUUGCCCAAUCCGCUAGCACGGCCCUAGACCGCAUCCAGCGCUCCAUCUCCGACUUGCACGUCACCCGUCAAACCUCUCCUAAAAAACAUGCACCUCCUGCAGUUCCAGAUGCAGAGUUUGACUUUUCCGCUGGCACACAAGUUCUCGAAAAAGAGCGUGAAUUGCUCAAGCGUAAUCAAGCCGGUACUGCGUCACCGUCGCAAGUGUUGGAAGAAGUUGGAAUACCGGAACGGUCACCUCAUCCCGCAGCUAUCGUGUCGAAUGGGGACGCAUUCCCCGUUGAAAAUGAUAAUGGCUCAAGGGGUAAAUCUAGUUCAGCGUACAACAAGAAGUCGUUCUUUGACGGCCUGAGUGUGGACAGUGCCAGGACAAAUCGGAUGGAAGAGCGGAGUCGAAAUUUGGAUACCUUUGGCGAACCAGGUGUCCCGAGUGGACCCAUGGGCAAUGGCAUGCGAGGGAGAGGGAUGGCAAGGGGAGGUUACCAGGGACAGAGCAGGGGCGGGUAUCAGGGGGGAAACAGAGGAGGAUAUCAGCCACAAUAUAUGGGCGGGCCUUCAGGUCAAGGCGCACCUCCGUUUUCCGGUCAAGGUAUGGGGGGAUUUCAAGGACAGGGCAUGAGGGGCAAUGGUUUCAGGGGAAGGGGCGGAAGAGGUCGUAUGGGUCCACCAGUGUCACAGUGAUCGAGUGAUUGUGAGAAGAGGACAUUCCGGGUUUGAGCGAGGGGUGGUAUAGUUCGUGGUCGUCAGAAGAGCAAUUCAAAAUAUGUGAGAUUCAGCAUUAUGCAUUUCUCUUCACAGUGU
Molecule: messenger RNA, 1338 nt
Organism: Tremella mesenterica DSM 1558
Lineage: Eukaryota; Fungi; Basidiomycota; Tremellomycetes; Tremellales; Tremellaceae
Exons: 5
Coding region: 1-1218 (405 amino acids)
Biological process (GO): cytoplasmic stress granule assembly; P-body assembly
Cellular component (GO): P-body
Molecular function (GO): mRNA binding
Source: RefSeq, a predicted model, not a curated record